Molecule: messenger RNA, 1467 nt
Organism: Colletotrichum graminicola M1.001
Lineage: Eukaryota; Fungi; Ascomycota; Sordariomycetes; Glomerellales; Glomerellaceae
Product: major facilitator superfamily transporter
Exons: 4
Coding region: 1-1467 (488 amino acids)
Biological process (GO): transmembrane transport
Cellular component (GO): membrane
Molecular function (GO): transmembrane transporter activity
Source: RefSeq, a predicted model, not a curated record
AUGGGGCCUACCAUUGCCAAUGACAAAUACGAACUUGCCGUUUACAAGGAGUCGACAACGCCGUUCGAAUGGACAGAAGACGAGGAACGGACCCUCAGGCGCAAGCUCGACUGGCACACAGUUCCGUUGGUGACAUUUCUGUAUCUUCUUUGUUUUCUCGACCGAGUCAACAUUGGGAAUGCGAGGAUCCAAGGCAUGAGGAAUGACAUCAACAUAGAAGGCUAUCGGUUCAACUGGGCUCUUUCGGUAUUCUACAUUGUCUACCUGCUGGUCGAGGUGCCAAGCAAUAUCAUACUUCAACGUGUCGGACCCCGUUUUUACCUACCAUUCCUCGUCGUCGGGUUCGGUCUGGUCUCUCUUUGCACGGCUUUCAUCACCUCGUUUGAGGGGCUUAUAGGGAUACGCGUCGCUUUAGGUAUCUUCGAAGGCGGCGCAAUGCCGGGGUUCUCAUUUUUCCUGAGCAGUUUCUACAAAAGAGAGGAGCUGCUGCUCCGGAUGGGCAUCUUCAUCUCCUCUGCAUCUCUUUCUGGCGCCUUUGGUGGGCUCCUUGCGGCUGGCCUCUCCCGCAUUUCGCCAUGGGGCUUGUCCAGUAUUCCCAUCCAUACGUGGCGCAAUAUAUUUUUCUUCGAAGGGCUCUUCACCGUCAUCGCCGGGAGUCUCGCGCCCCUUUGGAUGCCUACUGGCCCGGCCACUGCGUAUUUUCUCAACGACCGGGAACGAUCCAUUGCUGUUGAGCGCCUGCAGCGCCAGCAAAAAGCCAAUGCUGAAGCCAAGGUUAACAUACAGGACAUCAAGAGUGCUGUCUUAUGCCUACAUACAUAUACGUGCGCUUUUGGCUUCUUCCUGAUUAACAUUACUGCCCAGGGGAUUUCCGUCUUCAUGCCAACGAUUCUUGCCGACUUGGGCUGGACGGCAACAAAAGCACAACUAUAUUCUGUACCGCCUUACGUCGUAGCCACUAUUACCGCCAUUUUCGUCGCGUGGUACAGCGAUAAGACACGUCAGCGUGGCAUCUUCUUGGUGGCGUGCUCGAUGCUUGCUGUGAUUGGAUUCGCUAUUCUGAGAUUCGAAACGCAGGCGACCAUCAGGUAUAUGGCGUUGUACUUUGUAGCAGCUGGCAGUUUCCCCUGUGGUCCUGGGUUCUUGUGCUGGGCAAUGAAUAACUCAGCAGGGCCUUCCGUUCGAGCAGUCACUAGCGCAUACGUCGUAUCCAUUGGUACCCUGGGUGGUAUUGUCGCCACAUGGACAUACACUUAUAAGGACGCUCCAAAGUACUUCACCGGACACACGAUCAACCUUGGCGGACAGAGCUUGACUGCCAUGCUUGCAGUGUUUGGAAUAUUUUACUGCAUGUAUGAAAACAAAAGUAGAGCGACUGGAAAGAAAGACCACCGACUGGAAGGCUUGACGAACGAGGAGAAAGAUCAGUUGGGUCACCGCCAUCCUUCAUUCCGUUACAUGACAUGA